AUGUUGAUGGAUCCGAUUACUCCAGCUGCUACCCCUCCAAUGUCAAGCCCUGUGGAAGCCACUUCAUGCCUUGGAAGAGCCAACUCUUUGACAUCUGUCAGGUCGGUCUUCACUUUAUCAGUUUGCUCCGCCUCUGCAGCCAACGACAAAACCAAUGUCACCUCUGCUCGUUGCUCUCACUGCCAGGCUAUCGCCCCACCAGUGAAUGCUGGUGUAACACUCAAAGACGCCCCAGCUGAGAUUACAACAGCGAGGGAUGGGGAACUGACUCCGUUGGAAGCUCCCAAGAGUCCUAGCUUGACAAUCCAGACCAGUGGCCCUGGCUUCGAUUCAGCUACCCCAGAAAUUGGUUCUGCGACUGCAAGUUUGCUAAAAACCCUCCAAGACACCAACAAUGAGCUACAAAUCCAUUGCCAGAACCUUCAUCAGAUUCGUCUCAUGAGCCCAUCACCAGCACCAUCUCGUCGUGGGUCCGUCUGCCUAGCGGAAUCCGAGGCUUUUAUUGUCACCCCGUCAAUUUCCACCGACAAGAUUGCAGUUCAAGGGCCUGGCUUUCAAUCAGGUCACCCUCUUAUUUGCGAUCUUGGCGAUUUGGUAAACCUAUCGAACGCCAACUUCCGUCUGCUUAAAACAUUGCAAGACAAGGUCAACAAGGUGGAUUCGGUCGAGAAGAUGCUACGCACUGAGCGUGAGACAAUUGAGCGCGAGAGGGAACAGUUGAAGCAAAUGAAUGCUGAGGCUGAGCGGGAAAGAGUCAGGCUGAUGGCUGGAGGUUUGCGAUGGGAUGAUUAUAAGAUGAGUGGUGCUCGUAACCAUUCUGUACAGGGUUCAAGGAAUGUAUCUGGAAGAGCUACUCCAGAGGGCAACUGGGAUGAGGAGGUCGAGGAUUCUGUUUUUGAUGAGGAGUGGACAGAAGAGAAGGAGCAGGAGUUAAAAUUGUUAGAAACAAAACUGAAGAAAGCCAACCGGCAAUGGAGCGAUAAACAGGAAGAAGUUUUGGGCCCACUUGAGAGAUUGCGAGAAGAGAAGCGCCAAGUAAAGAAAGCCAAUAAGCUUGAUCGCCAAGCCUCGAACAAAGCCGAAAGAACGAAUUCUCGCGAAGAACAACCAGAAAAGCCUCCGCGAAAGAACUCUGGCUUCAAAAACUCGCUUUCCAACAUUGGAAGAAAAUCAUCUUCCGGCUCAUUGACUAGAAGGGAUUCUUCGCCUGCAUCUGGUAGUGCCACUCCUACAAGGCUUUUUAGGAAGUGGUUCGCAUAA
Molecule: messenger RNA, 1260 nt
Organism: Morchella importuna
Lineage: Eukaryota; Fungi; Ascomycota; Pezizomycetes; Pezizales; Morchellaceae
Exons: 3
Coding region: 1-1260 (419 amino acids)
Source: RefSeq, a predicted model, not a curated record